AUGCCCUCCACCUGGCUCCUCUGCCCUUUUCUUGAAGACUGCCCAGUCUCGCCUGCCAUCUCUGGCACCGAGAUUCGUGGAGUAAUAGUCCUCUCGAUCGUAUUCGUUUUGAAGGGAUUCGAGUUCCGCGAGCUCGCUUUGGAGGUAAAGGAGGUUGCGGGCCGACAGUCGAUCGAAACGUUUGAAGAUGAAAGCGCUGUGGUCUCGAUCACUGGCGAUGAAGUUCGCGAGGGAUGGAAAGCCCUGGAUGUACCGUACCUCGAUGCCGUCUUUCUCGGGGUCUUCACUCAUUCUGGGUGGACAAAGACAUUGCCAGACUCCCCUCCUAGAAAUAUUGAAGGCAGAAUUUUGCGACGGAGACUCAAGAAGCCUUCUCGUGGCAGCAACAGCCUCAAGAGGGGCAAAGAAGGCGGUGCUAUCUUGGCGGAGGCUGAGCAAGGCUGA
This is a messenger RNA of Penicillium coprophilum, 444 nucleotides long. RefSeq lists its product as uncharacterized. The record is from RefSeq and is a predicted model, not a curated record. The transcript has a single exon. Lineage: Eukaryota; Fungi; Ascomycota; Eurotiomycetes; Eurotiales; Aspergillaceae. The coding region runs from base 1 to 444 and encodes 147 amino acids.